This is a messenger RNA of Danio rerio (zebrafish), 3756 nucleotides long. The record is from RefSeq and is a predicted model, not a curated record. NCBI's taxonomy places the organism in Eukaryota, Metazoa, Chordata, Actinopteri, Cypriniformes, Danionidae.
AGAGAUAUCCACAGAAGGGGCGUGAGGGUUUUUGUUCCUCACGAACCUGACGAAUGCACGAAGCUCGAACCCUGAACACCAGGAUAAAAGAUUACCACAUUAAAAGAUUAAAUAUUAACAGAGAGACCUGCCAUUGGCAGUCACUGAGGCGCCCGUUAAUAACAGCCUAUUCCCGGGCAAUAUUGUUCAAUAGUAAAAAGAAAAACUCUCAAGUUUCAGUUUGGAAAGUCGUGACUGCGAGAGCCAAACCCUGGAUCCGUGGAGAUUUAGUUUGAGUUUAUUAAACCCCUCACGAUGGCAGGUUUGUGGACAGAAUUCUUGCGCUCACACAAAAGCCCGAGACUGAGGAGAAGGCACCGAACUGACCAUUAAGUGGACUUAGGCGGUCUGAAGGUGGUGUUUGUUGCUUUUAAUGAGGAGGCAUUCAUCAUUUCGUGUGAAUUCCGCUGUGCACAGCACCAAGGACAGAUCCAAACACCUGCACCUGUGGGGGCAUCAUGAAUGGAAGCUGAUUUCUCACCAAUUAUAAAGCAUUAUCAACUUUGCAUUCUUCAAACAACUUACACAGUUCUCAAUUCCUCACAGCAGAAAAAGAAAUCCUCUAUGGGUAUGGAAUUACUCGAGGGUGAAUAAAUGAUGCAGAGAAGAUAUCAAGAUGUGUCCAGAAUCAGCAGAAGACCUAAUUAAUAUCUUGAACAAGUAAACCACAUCAGUGUCUUACCUAAAAGAGCACUCUCACCUCUCAUACACCCCAACAUGGCUGGAGUCGCACCCAUCCUCCUGUUCCUGUUAAUCCCUGUGGCCCAAACGACCCCCAGAUACGCUCCACCGCUGGCCGGAUCCAAGCGGGAGAUCAUAAUAGACGGAGACCUGGUAAUCGGAGGCCUGUUUCCGGUGCACGAGAAGGGAAAAGGGACCGAGGACUGUGGUAAAAUUAAUGAAGAGCGGGGGAUCCAGAGAUUGGAGGCCAUGUUGCUUGCGCUGGAUGAAAUUAACCAAGACAACCGUAUCUUGCCCGGCUUGAAAUUGGGAGCCCAUAUACUGGACACCUGCUCGAAAGACACGUAUGCACUGGAGCAGUCGCUGGCGUUCGUGAGGGCGUCUCUCACUAAAGUGCAUCAGCCAGGCUUCAUCUGUCCAGACGGGUCAAAUCCUGUGCCGGAUGAACUGCCGCUGGCCAUUUCUGGAGUGAUCGGAGGAUCGUAUAGUGAUGUUUCUAUACAGGUGGCAAACCUUCUCAGACUCUUCCAGAUCCCACAAAUAAGCUAUGCUUCUACUAGCGCCAAGCUCAGCGACAAAUCCCGUUACGAUUAUUUCGCCCGAACUGUGCCCCCAGACUUCUAUCAGGCUAAAGCUAUUGCUGAGAUCCUGCGGUACUUCAACUGGACCUACGUUUCCACUGUAGCCUCAGAGGGUGACUAUGGUGAAACCGGCAUCGAUGCGUUUCAACAAGAAGCCAGAGUACGGCAAAUCUGCAUAGCAACUUCAGUAAAAGUCAGCCGCUCGGUGAACCAAGGAAAUUACGAAACAGUUAUUCGAUCACUUCAGCAGAAAGCCAACGCCAAAGUUGUGAUCCUCUUCACCAGGAGUGAAGAUGCAAGGGAACUGCUUGCUGCCGCAGCCAGGAUGAAUGUUACCUUCAUUUGGGUGGCCAGCGACGGCUGGGGAGCGCAAGAGAGCGUAGUCCAUGACAGCGAGAAGGCCGCAAAUGGGGCUUUCACCAUUGAGCUUGCUUCGUACUCCAUCAGGGAGUUUGAGGACUAUUUCACCAAGCUAACGCCAGAGUUAAACACAAGGAACCCAUGGUUUAGGGAAUACUGGGAGCAUAACUUUGGUUGUAAUCUACAGGACCACGGUUGUGCCAGUAAAAGCCUAAGAAACGACUUGUUUAAACCAGAAUCAAAGAUCAUGUUUGUGGUGAAUGCAGUCUAUGCUAUGGCCUAUGCCCUACAUAACAUGCGGCAAGCUGUGUGCCCCAAUACCACAAAAGUGUGUGACGCUAUGAAGCCAGGCAAUGGGAAAAGGUUCUACCGGGAGUUUAUUCUCAAGACUAAGUUUGAUGCUCCCUUCAGGCCUGCCGACACUGAGAAUGUAGUACGGUUCACCUCAUUGGGUGACAGUUUGGGCCGCUAUAACAUCUUUCACUACCGCAAAGAGGAUAACAAGUAUGUCUACCGGAAGGUCGGCUAUUGGGCACAGGGCUUAGUGCUCAAUACCAGUCUGGUGCCUUGGGCUGGUGGAGUAGCUCCUACAUCCCAGUGCAGUGACCCGUGCCAACCCAAUGAAGCAAAAAGCAUGCAGCCUGGGGAUGUAUGCUGCUGGAUUUGCAUCCCAUGCCAACCCCACCAAUUUCUCCUCAAUGAAUUCACCUGUGUGGACUGUGGAUUCGGACAAUGGCCCCUCGCUAAUUUGACAGGGUGCUAUGAGCUUCCAGAGGAGUACAUCCACUGGUCGGAUGCAUGGGCUGUGGGACCUGUCACCAUUGCCUGCCUGGGGAUGCUUUGUACACUUGCAGUUGCUGGGCUUUUCUUACGAAGCAAUGACACGCCGGUGGUGAAAGCUAGUGGAAGAGAACUGUCUUAUAUCCUGUUAUUUGGUGUGCUCCUGUGCUAUGCCAUGACCUUCAUUUACAUAGCCAAACCCUCAGCAUUUGUGUGCGCCCUGCGUCGCCUGGGCCUUGGCACCUCCUUUGCGGUUUGCUACUCUGCUUUGCUGACGAAGACCAACAGGAUUGCUCGGAUCUUUGGUGGGGCAAGGGACAGCGCUCAACGACCACGCUUCAUUAGCCCUGCCUCUCAGGUAGCAAUCUGCGCUGCAUUGAUCUCUGCCCAGCUCUUGGUGGCUCUCGUCUGGCUGCUUGUAGAGGCGCCGGGGGUCAGGAAAGAAGUGGGUCCAGAUCGGAGAGAUGUGGUGACUCUGAAAUGCAACAGUCUAGACUCGAGCAUGCUGGUGUCGCUCAGCUACAACUGCAUCCUCAUCAUCCUCUGCACAUUCUAUGCCUUCAAGACCAGGAAGUGUCCAGAGAACUUCAAUGAGGCCAAGUUUAUCGGUUUCACCAUGUACACCACCUGCAUCAUCUGGCUGGCCUUCCAGCCCAUCUUCUAUGUCACUGCCAGUGACUACAGAGUGCAGACCACCACCAUGUGCAUCUCGGUCAGUCUGAGCGGCUCUGUGGUGCUCGGCUGCCUCUUUGCUCCCAAGAUUCACAUCAUCCUUUUCCAGCCGCAGAAAAACGUGACCAGUCUGAGGGCCAAAGACAACCGAUUCUCCUCGGCGGUCACUGCGCCGAGCUCCACCUACUCACAAGCUUCAGCCUCUACUAUAGUGCCAACGGUGUGUAAUGGCCGAGAAGUGGUGGACUCAACGACGUCAUCAUUGUGAAGAUGAAUUGUGGGCCAAUUUUAUAUCCCGUCAUCACAAUCAGGACGCAAUUUCGUACACUUAUUUGAUACUCCAAGUCAAUCUCAGCUCAUCUCCUGGUUUUAUCCUGAAAACAAAUGUUGAAAAAAUCAAAACAACUGGACACCUACGCAUUGUUCAUGAUGGUCUCAUCCUCCAUCCUGACCAAGCAUGUUUUUGUCUUUUGAGUUACACGGUUAAGCUAUUGUUUAUGAUCAAGAGCUCUGAAAGAACAAAGAUCAUUGUAAAUGUGAUUAUAAAUUCAUGUGCCAAUGUGCUAGUAGAUUUAAAGUCACUUUCCACUGGAACGGAAGAAGCUAGACUUGGCAAUAUGUGCCCUUGAUUUAUGUACACUAC